Molecule: messenger RNA, 1087 nt
Organism: Cucurbita maxima (winter squash)
Lineage: Eukaryota; Viridiplantae; Streptophyta; Magnoliopsida; Cucurbitales; Cucurbitaceae
Product: NAP1-related protein 2-like
Exons: 10
Coding region: 128-880 (250 amino acids)
Biological process (GO): nucleosome assembly
Cellular component (GO): nucleus; chromatin
Molecular function (GO): chromatin binding; histone binding
Source: RefSeq, a predicted model, not a curated record
UUCAGAUUUUUUUUUUCUUUGGCCACCAACAUAUUCUCUCUCAUUCUCUCUGUUUUUCCUUCUUUCUUUCGUCGUUUCUCUUCAAAUUCGGGUGUACUCCUCACGAAACUAGGUUUCCGCCUCUAAAAUGGUCGCCGAAAAGGGUAAAAAAUCCAAGCCUGCCGACAAAGUCGAGGACGACGAAGCUGACCACGUUGACGUCGAGCUCGUCCAUUAUAUCGAGAAGUUACAGGAGGUUCAAGACGAACUCGAGAAGGUUAAUGAAGAAGCAGGUGACAAAGUUUUGGAAGUUGAACAGAAAUAUAAUGAGAUAAGGCGGCCUGUUUAUGUGAAACGGAAUGAGAUUAUCAAAACUAUUCCGGACUUCUGGUUAACUGCCUUCUUGAGUCAUCCUGCACUUUGUGAUCUUUUGUCCGAAGAAGAUCAGAAGAUCUUUAGGCAUUUAUAUUCUCUUGAAGUGGAGGAUCAGAAGGAUGUAAAGAUGGGGUAUUCCAUCAUAUUUAAUUUCAACGAGAAUCCUUAUUUUGAAGAUAGAAAGCUAGAGAAGACAUAUACGUUCUUUGAAGAUGGAGCAAUCAAAAUUACUGGAACAACAAUCCUGUGGAAGGAUGGCUUGGGUGCAUCAAAUGGAGUUAACAGUGAGAAGAAAGGGAAGAAGCGACCCUUGGCCGAAGACAGCUUCUUCAGUUGGUUUGGUGAAACCGAACAAAAAGAUAUCAUGGAGCUUCAUGAUGAAGUAGCUGAGAUAAUUAAAGAGGACCUGUGGCCCAAUCCUUUGAAAUAUUUCAACAACGAUAUUGAUGAAGAUGAAGAGGAGUCUGAUGGAGAAGAUGAGGAGGAGGAAAACGGAGACGAAGACGAUGAUGAUGGCGAAGAGUGAACCGUAAAGGACAACCCUUGUUAGACACACCCCUUUAGGUACCCUCCUUUUUUCCCCCUUAUUCCUGUUAGACACACCCCCUAGGCACCCUCCUUUUUUCCCCAUUGUUCCUGUUAACCUAGGAUAUCAAUUUUUCCAAUCUGGGAUACUUGUUAAUGCAUGGUUGUCAUAUUUAUACAUCAAUGUGCUAUUUUACCUUCUAGGCUA